AUGGAGGUUGAGAAGGCUAUUGAUGAAAGUAAUGGCUACUAUGUAGAAUUUGCCAAUGCUUUGAAAGACUUCAUGGUUGGUGAAUUCGAUGAGGUGAACUCAUCAGAUCCAUUUGAUAUUGUUCGAGAAUACCGUUCCAUUGCUGGCAGGUAUGCAGCUGAAACGCUAAAUAGUAAUACCGAAUCUUCAUCUGACUGGGAGCUCGAAGCUAAACUCUGGCAUUUAUUCGAGCUGCUCUUGAGCUUUAGAACAUCCGAUCAGGAGUUGGAAAUAACGGAAGUACGUCAUUACAACUCAGAUGCAGUCUUUGAGAAACAAUUGCUACAUGAGAACAGAGAGCUGUACCAAAUAUGGAUAAUUAUUGUAUGGAUACAAGAUAAUAUGAGGGAACCCGAGAGGCCGUCACGUCUCCCAGCUUCAAAAUGGUCGAACACUAUGAUAUCCGGUGGAAUCAAAAGUUCUGAUUUAGAUUAUCCGUUGCGUGAGAAGAAGGCUGAAAUCGAUCCUCGGGACAAAGAGGAGGACUCUAUCUUUUUCAAAUACAUCUACGAGUUGUUGAUAGCUGGGAAAGUCGAGGAAGCUUUGGAAGAAUGUAAGCUAUCUGAUAACUUGACGAUCAGUAUGAUAUUAUGUGGGAUGCAGUUAUAUGUUAACCCCAGGGUUGACACGCAACUUCGUGAAGAUUUCGAGAGUCAACAGGGUAUCAAGAAACAUGCUCUUUGGAGAAGAACGGUUUACAGUCUUUCGCAAAACACAGAACUAAAUUAUUAUGAAAGGGCAAUCUAUUCAUUCUUAGCCGGUGAUAUACCUCCCGAGGAAGUGAUGAAUAUUUCCAGCUGGGAUUCAGGGCUCUUAGUCUACUUGAAUCAGAUCCUGCAGAUUGAGGUCGAAAACUACCUCAACAGUGAGAAUAAAAUAUCUAAAGAUGAGCUAAUUUUUUCUUUGCCAUCACAUCCUAACGAUUCACAGACGGUGCUGAAUCGCUUGUCACUAGCAUACCCGCAGGAAAGCGAACACCCUAUCCGAGUACUGAUUGGUGGAAUCAUUCUUAACACACUCGAACCCGUUUUAAACUCUGCCGUUAAGCUUUUAAUGGAGAUGGUGCAAGGUCAAACCGCAGAAAACGAUCUUGCCGAGAAACCUUACUUAUUGAGAAUUGUUACUCAUAUGAGCAUCUUACUAGACAUCAUAAGUCCAGGCCUUGUUUCGAAAAGGAAUAAAUCGAAACUAAUUACCGCCUAUAUCAGUAUCAUGAAACUCCAUGAACUAUAUGAUGUGAUACCCGUCUACAUUGAUUUCCUUGAUAGCGAAGAAAUUGUAGAUGCAUACUCAUUUGUUCUCUCUACGUUGGAAGAUCCAGAUGUAAGGAAGAAACAGAUCGAAAUCGCGAACUUCCUAAGAUUACCGACAUCGAACAUUCUACGAAAGACAACCGAAAGAAUCUUUGCCGAGACGGAAGAAGAGUAUACUCCUCGGGACGAGGUGUCUGUGACCUUUGACGUCCCACCUGUCGAUAAACAUUUGAUAUUUGGUGUUGAAUGGUUGAUACAAGGCAAACUCUAUGUUGAUGCAGUAGAUUCCGUUAUCGCCCUCUCCAGAAGGUUUUUAAUCAACGGCAAGAUAAAAUCCCUGGAGUAUUUCAUCAAUGGCAACUCCCUUGACGACUUGUUGAAAAACUACGAGCUGGAAGUCAUUUAUCAAAGAAAUCAUGAUGACGAGAAAGAAAGUAAGAAGAAGGAAAUACAGGAGUACCAACGACUAAUAAGAGAACUGAAAAAAUUCGAAGAAUGGAAAGAUACAGUAAGCAAAUUGAACUCUGAAUCAAACGUUCCAUCACUGAUAGAGAAGUUUCAGCAAUAUUCACGCGGUACAUUUGACCUAAUAAAACAUUUCUUCGUUGAACUAUCUGAGCACGAAGAUCAUCCCGACAGGGAAAUAUACUAUGAAAUCAGAUCCCUAUACACACCAUAUUUGAUCAUUGAGUUGCACAAGGAACUUGUAGAAGCGGCAAUGCUCCUCAAAAUCCCAACUUUUAUCCGCGAAGCAUUGGGAUUUGCGAAUCUAGUCGCCAACGAGACUGAUAAGAUUUACUUACUCUUUCAAUCGAGCGGUAAACUCAAGGAAUACUUGAGAUUAGUUGCACAAACGGCUACUUUAUCUGGAGAUAAUUUUGUAUAA
Torulaspora delbrueckii is the source of this 2178-nucleotide messenger RNA. RefSeq names its product Nup84p (gene NUP84). Gene Ontology annotation, cellular component: nuclear pore; nuclear pore outer ring. The record is from RefSeq and is a predicted model, not a curated record. The transcript has a single exon. Lineage: Eukaryota; Fungi; Ascomycota; Saccharomycetes; Saccharomycetales; Saccharomycetaceae. Bases 1 to 2178 code for a protein of 725 amino acids. Gene Ontology annotation, molecular function: structural constituent of nuclear pore. Gene Ontology annotation, biological process: mRNA export from nucleus; regulation of DNA-templated transcription; post-transcriptional tethering of RNA polymerase II gene DNA at nuclear periphery.